AUGGGGAAAUAUUUUGCUAAUAAAAUACCUGAUACAGAUAUUUCAAAAUAUGCAAUUGCUUUGGGCAUAGAUAAUCCACGAGAUUUAAUUGCUUGCAUGGAAAAUACAACAUCAAAUACAGCUCGACAAGUAAUUCGACUUUUAUAUUCAUCGGAUCAAUUGUUAACUAUGACAGGAACAGAAGUACCGAAGGAUACACGAUCGGUAAUUCGAGAAUUUGCUGAAUCACAAAAAGGUCCACUAUCAAACCUUCAAUUUAUUGAAGCUGUUAAUGAUGUAUUUCGAUCAAGAAAAUCUGAAGUUAAAAGAGAAAAAAAGAAAGAAAAUAGAUUAAUAGCAUCAGAAAGUAACAACAAUGUUCAUAAGCACAUUGAUUAUCAGGAUAAAAGCCAUAAGAGCUAUUCACAUGAUGAUAAACAAAUAGUCUACCAAAUUGCAGAUCAACUUGAAAAAAAUAAUUAUCGCAUUUGGCUAGAUCGUAAUAAUAUGUACGGUUCUGCAACCCGGGCCAUGGCUCAUGCUAUUGAAAACAGCGAAUUUGUUUUCAUUUGCAUGUCGGAUUCGUACAAACAAAGUGGAUUCUGCGAAAUGGAAGCGAAUUAUGCCUUUCAAAGGAAACGCUGCCUCAUCCCAUUAAUCGUCAAAGGCCCAUAUCGUGCAGAUGGUUGGCUUGGUCUCAUCAUUGCAAACAAGAUUUAUACUGAUUUUCACAAAUAUAAUAACUUUAACGAGGCAUAUAGUAAGGUUAUUCAAGAAAUCACUAGAUAUCGAAAUAAACCAACCACAAAAAUAUCACCGCCAAUUAACAUUUCGACUCCGAUAGUACACACUAUAGAUGUCAAGCCUGAAGCUGCGGCUAGGACUCCUCCAAUGACUCGAACUUUACCGCCGGAACUUCGACUUUGGUCUACACAUGAUGUCAACUAUUUUUUGGAAAUCAAUAAAUUUGAAGUUCUACUUCCAAUAUGUGCAGGAAUGGACGGUUCUACAUUGUCUGGACUACAUAUCAUGUGUCAGAUAAACUCCUAUGGAAUGUACGAAUCUCUAAAAGCAGAACUAGCUCGAUCAAAUGCAUCAGCAUUACCAAUUGCAACCUUAAUUUUAUUAUCUGCUUUUUAUUCUAAUCUUGUCAAAGCAGAUUUUCAUCCUCAACAAGAUUAUCGAAUAGAUUUACGAUAA
Messenger RNA from Rotaria sordida, 1179 nucleotides. Lineage: Eukaryota; Metazoa; Rotifera; Eurotatoria; Philodinida; Philodinidae. The record is from the annotation of a GenBank genome assembly.